Messenger RNA from Neofelis nebulosa (Clouded leopard), 8775 nucleotides. It is a transcript of the gene FZD3, whose product is annotated as frizzled class receptor 3. The coding region runs from base 609 to 2609 and encodes 666 amino acids. Gene Ontology annotation, cellular component: plasma membrane. The record is from RefSeq and is a predicted model, not a curated record. Gene Ontology annotation, molecular function: Wnt-protein binding; Wnt receptor activity. Lineage: Eukaryota; Metazoa; Chordata; Mammalia; Carnivora; Felidae. The transcript has 7 exons. Gene Ontology annotation, biological process: non-canonical Wnt signaling pathway; canonical Wnt signaling pathway.
GCUCCGGCGCUCCCGAAAGCUCGCGGUUGCUCCGAAGCGGCGCGCGCGUCGGCGGUCCUCGCUGGCUCCGUUUACCUGAGGGACCCGUGGCCGCCCCCGGCCGGCGCUGAACCCCCCAUUGGAGCCCGGCCCCGAGAUGUGAGUUCAUUGUUGGUGUACGGAAACACAGAUUUUUGUAUAUUGAUUUUGUAUCCUGCAACGUCACUGAACUCAUCAAAGAUUUUGAGAGGAAAUUAAUUUCUUUCAUUAAAAAAUACUUCUCAGAUAUUUCAAUCAGAGGAAGAAAUAGCUCUUCUCCUAAGAUGGAAUCUGUUGUUUGGGAAUGUGGUUGAUCAACUUGAUAUGUUGGCCAAAUGUGCCCUAUGUAAUAAAAUGAAAAGAAGAGACAAGAUGAUGUCAUUUUCCCGUAUUGUGAAACCAAAAACAAAUGCCUUUUGUGAGAUCAAGCUAACAAACCUCUGACGGUGCAAAGAGUAUUUAACUGUUUGAAGAACUUAACAGUAAGAUAUAGAAGAAAAACUUUCAAGCUGAGACCUGCAGGUGUAUAAAGAUCUAAAAUACAUAUUGAGUAGGCCUCAUCAUCCGAAUCUCAUUCAGAUCCAGGAAGGAUGGCUAUGAGUUGGAUUGUCUUCUACAUUUGGCCCUUGACUAUAUUUGUGGGGCAUAUAGGUGGGCACAGUUUGUUUUCUUGCGAACCUAUUACCUUGAGGAUGUGCCAAGAUUUGCCUUAUAAUACUACCUUCAUGCCUAAUCUUCUGAAUCACUAUGACCAACAGACAGCUGCUUUAGCAAUGGAGCCAUUCCACCCAAUGGUGAAUCUGGAUUGUUCUCGGGAUUUUCGGCCAUUUCUUUGUGCACUCUAUGCUCCUAUUUGUAUGGAAUAUGGACGUGUCACACUUCCCUGUCGUAGGCUGUGUCAGCGGGCUUACAGUGAGUGUUCGGAGCUCAUGGAGAUGUUUGGUGUUCCUUGGCCUGAAGAUAUGGAAUGCAGUAGGUUCCCAGAUUGUGAUGAGCCAUAUCCUCGACUUGUGGAUCUGAAUUUAGCUGGUGAUCCUACUGAAGGAGCUCCAGUGGCAGUGCAGAGGGACUAUGGUUUUUGGUGUCCUCGAGAAUUGAAAAUUGAUCCUGAUCUUGGUUAUUCUUUUUUACACGUGCGUGAUUGUUCACCUCCUUGUCCAAAUAUGUACUUUAGGAGAGAAGAACUUUCAUUUGCUCGAUACUUCAUAGGAUUGAUUUCAAUCAUUUGCCUCUCUGCCACGUUGUUUACUUUUUUAACUUUUUUGAUUGAUGUCACAAGAUUCCGUUAUCCUGAAAGACCUAUUAUAUUUUAUGCAGUCUGCUACAUGAUGGUGUCAUUAAUUUUCUUCAUUGGGUUUUUGCUUGAGGACCGAGUAGCCUGCAAUGCAUCUAGCCCUUCACAGUAUAAGGCUUCCACAGUGACUCAAGGAUCUCAUAAUAAAGCCUGUACCAUGCUUUUUAUGGUACUCUAUUUUUUUACUAUGGCUGGCAGUGUUUGGUGGGUAAUUCUUACCAUCACAUGGUUCUUGGCAGCUGUGCCAAAGUGGGGUAGUGAAGCUAUUGAGAAGAAAGCAUUGCUAUUUCAUGCCAGUGCAUGGGGCAUCCCCGGAACUCUAACUAUCAUCCUUUUAGCGAUGAAUAAAAUUGAAGGUGACAAUAUCAGUGGCGUGUGUUUUGUUGGCCUCUACGAUGUUGAUGCAUUGAGAUAUUUUGUUCUUGCUCCCCUCUGCCUGUAUGUGGUAGUUGGAGUUUCUCUCCUGUUAGCUGGCAUUAUAUCCUUAAACAGAGUUCGAAUUGAAAUUCCAUUAGAAAAGGAGAACCAAGAUAAAUUGGUGAAGUUUAUGAUCCGGAUUGGUGUUUUCAGCAUUCUCUAUCUCGUACCACUCUUGGUUGUAAUUGGAUGCUACUUUUAUGAGCAAGCUUACCGUGGCAUCUGGGAAACAACAUGGAUACAAGAACGCUGCAGAGAAUAUCACAUUCCAUGUCCAUAUCAGGUUACUCAAAUGAGUCGUCCAGACCUGAUUCUCUUUCUGAUGAAAUACCUGAUGGCUCUCAUAGUUGGUAUUCCCUCCAUUUUUUGGGUUGGAAGCAAAAAGACAUGCUUUGAAUGGGCCAGUUUUUUUCAUGGUCGUAGGAAAAAAGAGAUAGUGAAUGAGAGCCGACAGGUACUACAGGAACCUGAUUUUGCUCAGUCUCUCCUGAGGGAUCCAAAUACUCCUAUUAUAAGAAAAUCAAGGGGAACUUCCACUCAAGGAACAUCCACACAUGCUUCUUCAACCCAGCUUGCUAUGGUGGAUGAUCAGAGAAGCAAAGCAGGGAGUGUCCACAGCAAAGUAAGCAGCUACCAUGGCAGUCUCCACAGAUCCCGUGAUGGCAGGUAUACGCCCUGCAGUUACAGAGGAAUGGAAGAGAGGCUCCCUCAUGGCAGCACAUCACGACUGACCGAUCACUCCAGACACAGUAGUUCUCAUCGGCUCAAUGAACAGUCACGGCAUAGCAGCAUCAGAGAUCUCAGUAGUAAUCCUAUGACUCACAUCACACAUGGUACCAGCAUGAAUCGGGUUAUUGAAGAAGAUGGAACCAGUGCUUAAAUUGUCCUAAGAUGGAGAACUUGUGCUGUUUAAAAAGCAGAUUUUAUUCUUUGCCUUUGCAUGACUGAUUGCUGUAACUCAACCGUUACCAUGCUUUCAGUCAGGUGCAGAUUGUGUCCAUUGGGAAAGUAAAUUUUUGCUUUUUAUAUUGCAUCAACCUUAGAACAUCAAGGCAUCAAAAAUGCUAAUAAUUAUGUCAUCACAUAAAUAAUUCUUAUUUCUAGGUUAUGAAGAGAUUAUUUGUCUGGUAAGCAUUUUUAUAAACCUACUUAUUUUAUAUUUAGAAAAAUCCUAAAUGUGUGGUGACUGCUUUGUAGCAAACUUUCAUAUGAUAUCAACUAGUUGUGAGAUAACAUUCUGGUAGUUGUAUUAAUAAAACAAAAUUUCAGAAUUAAGGAAAUUUUCUAUGCAAGGUUUAUUUCUCAGAUGAAUAGUUGGACUUUGUAGUUUUCUUUCCACUAAGUGAAAAAGAACUGUGUUUUUAAACUGUAGGAGAAUUUGAUAAAUCAGCAAGGGUAUUUUAGCUAAUAAGAUAUAAGAUCAACAGAAGAAACUGAAUAGUCUAUUGAAGGCUCUUUUAAAAUUCUAUCAAAAUAAUCUUCAUCCUGAGACACACAGGAUUAGGAUUAGCAAUGGAAUAAAAACAGAGAUGGAUCUUUUUUCCCCUGUGAUUGUGCUGUCUUUAUUACUUUUGUAAAUAUUACUUUUACUGGCUGUGUUUUUAUAACUUAACCAUAUGCAUGGUGGAAAAAGUUUAAUUUGUAGCCACCUUUUUCCAUGUAGUAGUAUUGAUUCAUAGAGAACUUCAUGUUCAGAUCUGUUCCGUGGAGGCAUGUAAUAAGAUAAGCAUCACACAUUAUAAGCUUUUUUUGUGGGAACCACAAUUACAAAAUGGCAAAAUGUUUUCUCUACAUUCAUUGUUGUAUUUUUCUACAGUGAGAUGUGAUCUUGCCAAAGCCACCAGGCCCCUCCUAACAGUGAGUUGAUUGUGUGCAUUUGCAUUGCCUAGGAGCCACUAGACUACAGCUUUCUGCCCCCACAUUCUUAUUUUCAGAUUCUGGAUCAUUCUUUCCUUACAGUUGAAAUAUAUAUAACUUAAGUCCAAAGUGGUGAUUAAUUUGAGGUAUUUGGAAACCAUUGUAACUAAAUGAAGCAUGAUUAGUCUUGCUGUGAAGUAUCUUUUAGUCUUACCAAUAUCAAUUCAAAAAUGUUUGACAUUCUGUUGUGUAAUGUUUAAAUAAUUUACAAUAAAACCGUGAACUUUAUUAGGCAUGAAAUUGAUCAGAAGGGAAAGAAACAUUCUGGAAAAUGGUGGAUGUGUUUUAUAGUAAAGUGUAUUUAAACAAGUGGUCCUCAGCCUUAACUAGACAAGAAUCACUUGGGGAACCUCUGAUGCCCAACACCUUCCUCUCUUUCAGAGGAGAAUUUGUAGGGUUUUUUUUUUUUUUUUUAAGUUUUCUAUGUUUUAUUCUAAUCUGCAGCCAGACUUCAGGUUGUUUUGAACUAACUUGCCCCCUGAUAGUGAUCUGAUGGCAUCAUAUGAUAUCACAUGAAUAUCUAGGCGGACUCAAUUUUGUGCUUUUAUAUAUCAUUACCUGAUAUGCAAUUGUUCUCCACUUUAUUUUCCAUUAUAAAAUGUGGAAUCUGGGGCCCCACUCCUAAAGUUUCUUAUUCAGUAAGUCAAAGGUGGUAGGACUUUAAAACCUGAGUUCUAAAAAUAUCACACGUAAUUCUUAAUGCAGGUAAUGCAAGAAUCAUACUUUGAAAAAUGUUCUAGACUCUAGAGAGGCCUGGCUUUGCCAUAUGCCAGUUUUUUACCUUUAACAAGUAAACUGCUCUGAGCCUCAGUUCCCUUGUUUAUAAAUGAAGAUAGAGGAGAAGUACCUACCUCACAAAGUUGUCGAAUAGGGAUCAAAUGAAAAAUCAUACAAAAGCUCUUUGAAAACUGUAAAGCAUUAUGAAAUAUAAAGGAUUAAGAUUAAGGAUUUAAGAGAUUUGAGGGCUACUAUUGUACAUUCCUUGACAUGUGUUUAAUUUAUGUGUACUUUUUUCUCUCUCCUUUAAAACAAAAAUACCAAGAAAUUAGGUGUUGAAAAAAAGGCUUCAUCAUGCAAAAAAAGUCAGUUUUCUGAUAAUAAUUUGUAUAUCAUAUUUCUUUCAAAGUACAUAUAUCUUAUUGUUUAUUAUUGACUCUUUAUAGGACAUAUUUGAACAUUUAGCCCCAAAGUGUUUUUCUUUUUCCUCUGUCUUUAUUGUCUUUCUCCUUGGAGCUGGAGUUCGUACUCAAGAUACGCAGAAUUUGAAAUUCCCUCAUAACUGACAAUUAGUAAACCGUUUCUCUGAAGGCCAGACUUAGAACAACUCGUUUAUACAAUAAAUCAAUAAUUCAUAAGGCUUUUUUCUGAGAAUCUCUCCUGAGAACAGCAUGAGAAGACCAAAACAAACAUUCAGAAACAAAAAUAAGAAGUUAAAAUAGAAGGUACCAGUUUGAGCUCAAAGAUGUUGUCAUCCAUCGCCAUCUGCAUUAUAUUAUCAAUUGCCAAAAUGUUAAUUGAUUUUCUUGUGCAAGUAGGCCAAGUGUAGACAGUUAAGUGCACAUCCCUAUGAAAAUCUUAAUUUUUGUGCUUCCUGAUUUUUAUAUAUUCAUUUCUCUUGUUUGUUAAACUCCCUGUUGGCAUAUAUGUAAAUGCUAUAUUGAUCUUUCAUUUACUUUCAGUAUCUUAAUUUUGCUCCAUGAAAUUUACUUAAUAUCAUCAGUCCCUUGUUUUAAAUAACAGUAUUUAGUUUGGGUCAGGUUAUUUAUCAAACUGGUGCUUUAAAUUAAGAAAUAUUUUUAAGAAACUGUUAAAGAACUAUAGCAAACCAGCAAUUUCAAAGUCUCAGUUCCCUUAAACCAACUUGAACAAGUCGAGACAGCUUUCUUACCAUAUGUUUAACUUUAAUUUGUGUUUUGAUUGGCAUGUGAUAAUGUUUAGUAUUUUAUUUGUUCAGCUGACAACUGCGAAAAUAAUAGUUUCUCUAAGAUGUUAAUAUAUAAUCAAGAGCUUUCAAAAAGUACUUUGAUUUUAGCAAUACUGUAUUUAAUUUAUUCAAUAAUUAAAGCAAAAGAUCAUACUAAGCUCAAAACAAUAAUUGGUUUGAAAGAACAAUUGAUUAAUAACAACUAGCACAGGGCUAAGUACAGAGUAGGUUUUUCAACAAAUAUUUACGAAUGAACAACUCAUGUUAUGCAACUCACAUUUACCCUUAGUAGUGAGAAUCUCACCUCAAAGGAAUUUGAAGUAUCUAAAUUUAAACUGAAUGAAAUGAAGUCUCUGCUUUACCAGAAUAACAUGUGGCAAGUAAUAAAUACAUAACUUACACAAGAAAUAUUUACAUAAGCUUGUACCAAAACUUGAUAUUAAUUUUAAAAGGUGAACACCAAUUCUUAGAAGUAUUUAAGCUCUUGUUGCUUUAUGUGAAGUUAAAUCUUUGUAUACUAGUUGGGUAAACAAAUAUUCAAGUAAACCUUUGUUAGUAGUGAUUUUCUUUUUCUGCUGCUUCUUAGAGCAAAUGUAUGAAAAUUCUAAAAAUCUUUUUAAAUUAGAAAAAUUUCCUACAUUUUAGCCUACCUCAUUAGUUUCUUUGUGAUAAGAGCUGGAUAUAACAAAUUAUACCUAUCUUAGUUGAGGCUAUAUCCCUGUGAUGUAAAAGGAACUACUUAAAAUGUUUUUAGAAAAUGGUGGCCAGAGCUUAGAAAACAGUAACAGACCAAAAUUUCAUUAUGAUGAUAUUUGUACUGCUUUUGACAUGCCAGAGGUAUAUUCCUGUAUUAUCACUUGGAUGAUUUUCAUCAUCUAGUGCAGUGCAAAUCCCUUUAGGCUUGGAAUUCAGAGACUCAUAAUUAUGAUGUGAACAGGACAGGUCAUUUAGUCUCAAUUUCUUCAGUGUAAAAUGAGGAUAAGUUAAUUGUUGAGCCCCAAACCUACCUCACUGGACUUUGGUUGUAAGGAACAAAUGAGAUAACAUGAAUUAUCAUGCUCUCUAACCUAUAAACUGCUCUGAUAUUAUUUGUUUUUGUUAGAAUUUGGGGGUUGUAGAAAACAAGGAUAUGGUCUUCAGUAGUAUUUAGCAACAACAACAAAAUAGGCAAUUAGACCAGUACAAUCUUGAUACAAUUUGGUACAAUCUUUAAAUCAACAACCCAAUUAACUUUUUGAAAAUGAGGUUCUUUUUCAAGAGUAGGUAUGUCCUGAAACUGUGCUAGCUCUUGAGUAUAUAUAUAGCCAGUGUGUGCUCUCAAAUUGUAUACAAUUAAAUUUGCAGGUCAAUCUCAACAGCAAGUUUGAGAUCUCCAUUAUAUUAUUCUUUUGAUGGAAUUAUGUAAGUACAUGAGCUUGACUUCACUGAAACUUGUAAGAAAAAUACAAAGAAGAGUGUAGGCCCUUUAACUUUUCUUUGAGGACUUUCAUGUGCCUAUUUCUUUCUGAUUAAGAACAAGUUUUAAAAAGGUAAUAGCUGUAACUUGCUGAUAUUCAUCAUGGCAAAACUUGAAAUUUUAAGUUAUUUAAAAUUAUCUUAAUUGUAUGUUUGUAUAUAUAAUUUUUUUAAGCCUACACAAAGUAAGGAUUUCUCCAUUCUUUUCCGCACAUCAACACACAAAAGAGCAUUUUUAUGGAACCUAGAUUUACCAAGGAACUCAUGCUUCUUUUAAUUUCUUUUAUACCUUUUUACAACUGACUAAAAUAAGAAAAAGUGUUUAUAUUCAUUUAUUUCCUAGUAGCCACAUUUAUACAUUAUUCUUGUAUCAUUUCUAUUUUAUAUGAAAAGAAUUAUGUUGACAUCUCUUCAUAAUUUAACUAAUUCUCUUCUCUUUUUGUUCCAGUUGUAUGGGUUUAGGGAAAGGAAUAGGGAGACUAGGCAUCCCGUACCCUUCAUCUGACUGUAAACAGUCUCCUGGGAUUUUUUUCUAAUUUAAUUUUAAUCCUAUGCUUCUUUAGUAGUCAAACUGAAAUAGGAUUGUAAUUUUCUCCCAGGAUCCAAAAUCUUCUAGGAUAGAAAAUACUAAGGUCUACCUAAAACCAGCCAUUUCUUAGACAUUUCUAUUGGAUUCACAAAGAUGUAAUAUACUAAGUUAAUAAGCAUAUUUCCUAUUCUGUGAUCUCUAAUUAGAAAGUAAAAUUUUGUUGCCAUAAAGAUAAAAGAAAGUAAAGUUUCACUUAUAUUUUAGUCAAAUCCCACAGCAGUACAACAUUACAUCCUAUAAAAGAAAGUAGUUCCAUCUAUAUAAAUGCAUUAAAGAAUAGUUCCCUUCAGAUUAUUAUUUUUUUAAUAAUUAUUUAUCUCAGGAAAUCUAUUAUGUCCUUUCUUGGACAUUUUCAUUGGUAUGCUAGCAUUGCUGUUAAUUUAUUUUCAUUUUAUUGGCUACUGUUACCAGUUUUUCCUGAUAAAUAAGUUUUUUACCUUGUAAUAAUUCAUUUUUUUGAAGAUUCGGUGUUCCAUUAUUUUGAUGAUUACCAUUUACUAGUAAUAUUAGUAUUUAUAAGACAGUGAUAUUUUUAAACUUAUUAUUUUAUAUUUCCUGAAGUAGGGUGAACUACUUUAUUGUUGUUGUAGCCCUGGUGUUUUUGUUGUAUGUCACCUUGUUUAUAUUGCUAACUUGCAAAUAUUUCUUUGUCUUGUGCUUAUUGACUUAAAAAGCUUUAGAGCUUCAUAAUUUUCUCUUUUCAGAAUUGGCAGAUUUCUUUCCCUAAUGCUUAGUAAAAAUACAUUAUGUUAUUUUUUAAAUACCACAGAAUUUUGAGUCAGGAGACCUGGUUUCUAGUAUUGCCUCUGUUUUCAGUGAGCUUUGUAACUAGAAUUUUACCUCUUGGGACCUCAGGUUUUAUCAUCUGUGAAUAGAUGUGAAGAAACAGGGGACUAGUUUAGGUAGUGUCUCAAAUUCCACCUGCCUGUAAUUUGGGUGUCGCUUGACCAUUUUGUAAUCAUUAUUCUGGCUUACUUUUAUUCUUGUUAUUCUUCCCAUGAACUAUAUUUACUAGUUCCGCCUGUACUGUUAAUGAAAUCUAUGCUUAAAUUGCUAGGAUUCAGGUAUGUUAUUAACUUUGUUUUCCACUUAUAAUUUUGAGUAAUUUUAAGGAGGAAAUUAUAUUACAGAUAAUAAAAAUAAAAGAAAGGUUACAAAUAA